AUGGUUCAAAUUGUUGGUCACAGGGCUUUCAAAGGUCAAUACAUUGAAAAUACAUCUAUUGCAUUCGAAAGGGCAUAUGAGGCCAAGUCUGAGAUCAUAGAGACAGAUCUACAAAUGACAAGAGAUGGUGUCGUCGUUGUGAACCAUGACUCAGACACUGGAAGGAUUUGGGAUCAUGAAAUGGUUAUUUCGGAACAUAAUUAUGAUGAAGUAAGUAAACUAAGAUGUAAAGAUGAUGCCACUUUGAAGAUGUUGACGUUAGUCGAACUUUUAGAGUGGGCUGUUGAUCAUCCAAAUACAAGACUAAUGUUGGAUAUUAAGUUUAGCAAUAAUAAGAUUAUUUUGAUCAAGGCGUACGCAGCUAUGUUAAGUGUAAAGAAUGAUAUCAAGUAUUGGCAAUCAAGGGUUAUUUGGGGGUUAUGGCUAGUCGACUGGUUCGAGUAUGGUGUCGAAACAGGUGUGUUAAAAGAUUUUGAUAUAGUGGUAAUUUCGUUUUCUCUGGAUAUUGUGAAACAAUUCGUCGAAUAUUCCCACUCAUUGAAUAACCCACAUUAUAAACUAUUUGGAAUAAGUAUUCAUUUCGUUGCUUCAUGGACUGAAAGGUUUAGAAAUAUCAUGUUACCAGUUCUUCAAGAAAGAGGAGUUAAAAUCUUUCUCUGGACUGUCAACAAAUUGAUAGACUUCAAGUAUAUGUCAGGAUUACCCGUUUAUGGUGUGGUUACGGACGAUCCCAUCGUUGCCCGCCAAUUGUGUAUUGAGUAUCCAUAUAUCAGUGAAUUCACUGUUCCUGCAUGGACAACUUUCAAUGGUCUCAGGUUUCAUGUAUAUUUGAUAGUGUACGAAAUAGUAUGCUCACUAUUACUGAAACCGUGGGUCCACCGUCAGUUCGCCGGAUUUUCCUUUGCAUACUUUUUGUUUCUAUCGCUGAGAAAAAUGCAUUUACUAUAG
Zygotorulaspora mrakii is the source of this 948-nucleotide messenger RNA. It is a transcript of the gene PGC1, whose product is annotated as phosphatidylglycerol phospholipase. The transcript has a single exon. The record is from RefSeq and is a predicted model, not a curated record. NCBI's taxonomy places the organism in Eukaryota, Fungi, Ascomycota, Saccharomycetes, Saccharomycetales, Saccharomycetaceae. Bases 1 to 948 code for a protein of 315 amino acids. Gene Ontology annotation, molecular function: phosphatidylglycerol phospholipase C activity. Gene Ontology annotation, biological process: glycerophospholipid catabolic process.